AACGGAGGGAGAAAAAAAAAAAUUGGCCAACUAAAAAAACACAUGUAGAUACCACACAACGGUGUGGUUCUUCCAACAAUACAGACGUGUAAAUUAUACGCCAGGGAUAUUAAACUUAUAAAAAAAUAGUGUAUUUGUUUAUAAGUUUGUUUUAAGUGAAAAUAUUUGAGUUUUCUAUUAAUUAUAAUGGCAACAUCAGCAAAAAAUGAAAAUACUGCAACAAAAUCAUCAAAUACAAUUGUUGCUAAACAAAAGUUGCAAGAUAGUGGUGUUUUAACAAGUGAGGAUUUCGACGGAGGUCCUGUUAGUUUAGAUGAAAUAGAGAAUGGCUUAUAUUUGGGCAAUUUAACAGCUGCUACUAAUAUGGAGACAUUAAGAUCAUUUAAUAUAACUUAUAUACUUACCUUGGACUCGGUGCCAUUGCCCAAGCAUAUAACAGAAGCUUCCUUUUUAACUACCAAAUAUAUACACAUCUCUGAUAUGCCCAAAGAAGAUAUUUUACAUCAUUUAAACACUUGUGUGGAUUUUAUUACAUCAGCUCUUAGCAAGGGCAACAAUAUAUUGGUGCACUGCUAUUUUGGUGUUAGUCGAAGUUCUACUGCUGUUAUAGCUUAUAUUAUGAAACAACAUAAUAUGGACUAUCAGGCUGCCUAUGAUUAUGUUAAGGCAAAGAGACGUUUUGUUCAGCCAAAUAUAGGUUUUAUAGCACAAUUGAAAUUGUGGCGUCGUAUGGGUUGCAGUAUUGAUCCACAAUAUCAAAAAUAUAAAAUCUAUCGUUUACGUUUGGCAGGGGAACAAGUGAGAAAGGCUAAAAUUCUUCCACAAAAUUUCAAUAAUCUCAUAAAACCUGAUCCUGCUAUUACCCAAGAAAAUCCCGAACCUAUAGUCUAUCGUUGUCGCAAGUGUCGUCGUGUGUUGGCCUCAAAAUCUCAUGUACUCUUACAUCCACCUAAAAAUCAAACUCUUUCCAAAGGCACCAAUGGUAAUGCCAACAAUACUGCUGCUGUUUUACCACCGAUCGAACAAAAUUCCGGCUCAGGAACGCAACCACGUCUUUUAGAACAAAUUGCUGCACAAAUUCGUAAAGUUUCCAUAACAUCACCUACCGAAGGUCAACAGCCUCAGCAAAUAGGUGGUGAGAGUGAUAAACAACAGUAUUGUCAGAAUAUAUUAUUUGUAGAGCCCAUUGCAUGGAUGCAACAUAUUUCGAAUAAUACUCAGGGACGUCUUAAUUGUCCAAAAUGUGAACAGAAAUUGGGUAAUUAUAGUUGGAUUAAUGGUUGUCAGUGUCCUUGUGGUGAGGAAAUAUCUCCAGCGUUUUAUUUAAUACCUUCUAAGGUGGAACUUUCAAAAGCCGUACAAAAUGUUCAAACUACAUUGUAGAUUAUAAACAUGUUUUUUUGAUUUAUUAUGUUUUUUUUUUAAUUAAAAAGGUUUCACUUUAAGUUAUUGGCCUUAGUAUGGAGUAGUCUAUAAACUAGUCUAUUGAUUAGUUUAUGGACUAGUCUAUUCAUUAGUAUAUGAACCAGUCUAUUGAUUAUUCGAUUGACUAGUCUAUAACUGGUUCUAGUAUGUGAACCUGUCUAUUGCUUAGUUAAUUAAUUAGUCAAAUCAUCAAAUUACAGACUACGCUUUUAACUAGUCUAUUGACCAUACGAUUGACUUCUUUUGGACUAGUCUUUUGUUUGGUCUAUUGACUAGUCGAUUAACUAGUCUAUUGAAUAGUUUAUUUGGUUGUCUAUUGACCCGUCUAUCGAUUAAACGAUUGUCUAGUCUACUGGCUAUUGACUUAAUGGAUUAACUUAUUGAUUACUACUUUACCUAGUCUAUUCCCUAGAAUACGAACUUGCCUAUUGACUAGUCGAUCGAAUAGACGAUUAGUGUAUGGACUUGUCAGUUGACUAGUAGACUGACUACUCUAUGGUCAAGACUACGUUUUGCUCUAAUAACUAAACUGCGUACUCGCCCAUUCACUAGUCGAUUGAUUUUACUUCAUACAGCUGUCUAUGGCCGAGUGUUACUCGGGUCUUUCGGGAUCAACAAAACCAAUUUUAGUGGAAACGUGUCGAUUGAUUAGUAUAUUUGCUAGUCUGUUGAUAAGUCGAUCGAUUAGACGAUUGAUUAGUCUACUGACUUGUCAAUUGGCUAGACUAUUCACUAGACUACGGAUUAUCCUAUUAACUAAACUACACAAUACUCUAUUGACUAGACUAUGGACUAACAUAUUGACAGGUCUAUUAAUUAGUCGAUUGAUUAGUUUAUUUGCUCGUCCAUUGAUCAAUCGAUCGAUUAGACGAUUGAUUAGUUUAUUGACUAGUUAAUUGACUGAAUGGUUAAUCCAUAAGUCGAUUGAACAGUUUAUUGUCUAGUAUGUUAACUACGCAUUACACGAAAGACUAGACAAGGGACUAGCCUAUUGACAGGUUUAUUCAUUAGUCGAUUAAUUAGUUUUAUUGUUUGUCUAGUCAUCAGUCAAUCAAUUAGACCAUUAAUAAGUCUAUUGACCAGUCGAUUAGCAUAUAUUGACUAGUAUUUUUAAUAGUUUAUUUUCUAGUCUAUUUACUAUGCAACUGUCUAGACUUUGGAUUACCUUAUUUACUAGUCUUUUGGGUAAACUAAAGGUUAGCCUUUAGUUCAGUUCUAGUUUAGUUUAAUUUUAAUUCAGUUCAUUACUAGUUCUAGUUCAGUUCCAGUUCAGUUCUA
Lucilia cuprina (Australian sheep blowfly) is the source of this 2703-nucleotide messenger RNA. It is a transcript of the gene MKP-4, whose product is annotated as dual specificity protein phosphatase MPK-4. The record is from RefSeq and is a predicted model, not a curated record. The coding region runs from base 187 to 1383 and encodes 398 amino acids. Gene Ontology annotation, molecular function: protein tyrosine/serine/threonine phosphatase activity. Gene Ontology annotation, cellular component: nucleus. The transcript has 6 exons. NCBI's taxonomy places the organism in Eukaryota, Metazoa, Arthropoda, Insecta, Diptera, Calliphoridae. Gene Ontology annotation, biological process: protein dephosphorylation.